Molecule: messenger RNA, 702 nt
Organism: Cotesia congregata
Lineage: Eukaryota; Metazoa; Arthropoda; Insecta; Hymenoptera; Braconidae
Source: the annotation of a GenBank genome assembly
AUGAGCGCGAGAGUAAUGAAUCCUGCGAUGAUGACUGAAAGUCGUAAAUUAGGAGGCGCCGUUGGAGGAGGAGGUAGUGGUGGACGUGUUGUCCCAACUCGUGCUGAAUUAGCUAAAGUCAGACGAGAUUUAUUUGGUCCAGUUGACCACGAAGCCGCGAGAGCUUUUGUUGAACGCGAGUUGAAAGCACAAUCUGUGCUGGACGCUGAACGCUGGGGCUUUGACUUUAGCUUGGGUUUGCCAAGGAACACCAGUGCUCGCUAUGACUGGGAAGUCGUCAGCAAUGAAGAAGUCGUCCCCGAGCCAUACGCGCUACGAGGCAUGCCGUACUUACGCAAAAAUGCUCCAAGUACGCCGAGAAAAACCAACGAACGUAGUGUCUCGUCGGCGAACCGGCGUUCGACGUCACUGUCCCCGAUGAACAUGGAUUCUGGACGUCCUAAAGCUGAGAGGACGCCCCCGCAAGAGCCCAGGGUUCCGGAAAUCGGGGAACCGGAGGAUGAGUUCAGAGGGGAGUGUGCGAAGAAAUCUUGCGUUAUUCCGGAACCUACAACACCAGUUCUGCCUACAUCUGCGAGGAAGCAAUCCAGUAUCACCGAUUUUAUGAAAACCCGCAAACGUACGUCAAACAGUAGCACGAAGAAAAGUAGUAUCGAGCCGCCAGAGAAAUUGCCUCGUAACGCGGGUCAGAUACGCAGCUAA